AUGGCAGAGAAUCACCCCUCUCCCGAUUACUCCCGCCCACAGUUUCCUGCCCACAGUGAACCCCGGGUAUGGAUGAUCACGGCCGGAGAUUCGCCCAUUGGGAUCUCCGUCACUCGCCAGAUUUUGAUGCAUGGCGAUUGUGCGCUUGUUGGACUGGCCCACACCAACCUGGGCCGGGAUGAAUGUCGCCGAGACGAAUUCGAUGCCUUCCUAGCAGAGGUCGAGAGCCAUCGUGAGGAGGGAUGGACACAACGUUUCAAGCCGGUUCCGUUGGACAUAAGAGUGGUGGGAGAAUGUCAGGCAGCGGUUGCGGAGGCUGUUGCAACAUUCGGCAAAAUUGACAUCCUUCUCGGUUGUACAAGCCAAGCCCUGGUUGGAACUGUAGAGGAGCUGGCGGCCUCCCAGCAAACUCUCAAUCUAGUCCGGGACCAGUUCGAGAUCAAUUAUUUCGGGCCACUCAACAUCAUUAAGGCGGCGCUUCCUCAUAUGAGAAGACAGAAGUCGGGACAUGUGAUGAUUAUCUCUGGGAUAACGGCUCAUAUCGGGACACCGGGACUGGGGAUGUACUGCGCAGCUGGCUGGGCGCUCGAGGGUUUCUGUGAUAGUCUUGCAUAUGAGAUAGCGCCUUUCAACGUUAAGCUCACGAUCAUCCAGUGCAGUAUUGAGAUUGGCAUCCUCACCAACUUGGUAACCAGUGUACCACCCAUCGUCCCUGCAUAUUCUCCUCGCGCCAACCACGCGCCUCUAUUCCGUGGAAUCCUCAAUCGACUUGUCCCCCGCCUACCGCAUACUCAGAAUGGGGUGGACGAGUCUCGAAGUUCCGGCCGAAUCACUUCUGCCGAGGACGGGCCUUUCUCGGGUCCAGAGGUUCUGUCGACGUAUCCUCCACUCAGUCCCGCGCAUAUGGAGAUCCUGGUUGCGGAGACUGUCUACGCGAUCACUGCCAUAGGAGGGCAUGAAAAUCCACCAUCCCGCCACAUCGUUGGGCAAGAAGGCGUUGCCAGUGUCAAGGAAAAGCUGAAAACUGUCAGCGAGGAACUAGAGGACUUCAUCCAGUCCAGUUUUGCCGUUGAUUACGCUGCGGAUGAGGAUCAAAAUCGUGUCAAGGACGACAGUACAGGUGGUAUUGGUCGUUCCCAACUGCCGUAA
Molecule: messenger RNA, 1149 nt
Organism: Aspergillus melleus
Lineage: Eukaryota; Fungi; Ascomycota; Eurotiomycetes; Eurotiales; Aspergillaceae
Product: short chain dehydrogenase/reductase family protein
Exons: 5
Coding region: 1-1149 (382 amino acids)
Source: RefSeq, a predicted model, not a curated record